Messenger RNA from Apis florea (little honeybee), 473 nucleotides. RefSeq lists its product as uncharacterized. Lineage: Eukaryota; Metazoa; Arthropoda; Insecta; Hymenoptera; Apidae. The record is from RefSeq and is a predicted model, not a curated record.
AUUCUUCAAAUAUUUCAUUAAAAUAAGCAGUAAUAAGCUCGUGAUUGUGUUUCUGAAGUGAAUCUUCUCGUGCAUUAAAAAAAGUUAGAAGAAAAUUUUGUUAUCGUUAACAAUAUCGGUUAUGAAGUUAACAGCGUGGAAUUUUGUGUUGUGCAUCUUGGUAACUGUUUUCUUCCUGGCGGUUACCAUAUCUGCAUAUCCUGCUAGCAAUCCAGAAAUAAUGUAUAACUUGCAGGCGAUCGAAAAUAUGCGACAGAUUCCACAAUGGCACUGUUUGCGCUACAGAAAAUUUGAUCUCGUACGCCGCUGUCGGAAUUACCGUUUAGGAAGAAAACAUUGACAAAUACAAAAUCAUCGCAAUUCAGGAUGGAUGAAUACAAAUAAGUCAUUAUAUUUUAAAUUUCAUCGUCCAACUAUUUUAAAUAUUCUAUUGCAUAUGUUUAAAUUUAUAUAAUAAUGAGUAACAAGUUAUA